GAGGGAAGCGGGGUCAUGGCUGCGCUGUUCCCGGCGAAGGGAGCGGGGGGAGGCGAGGGAGGAGGCGACCCCAGCUCCGGCGACGAAGAAGACAGGGCUCCGCCCGUGGCCGUGGGGUUGGGAGACUCUCCGGGCCCCGGUUCCGACUCGGACAGCCGUUCGUCGUCGCCGGUGCCGCCGCCGAGCUUGACGGAGCAGUUCGAGAGGGCGGCGCAACGCGUGGCGGCGCUGGUGGCGGCGGCCAGCAAAGAGCAGCUGCUCUACCUGUACGCGCGCUACAAGCAGGUCAAAUGUGGUACCUGCAACACUCCCAAACCUGGUUUUUUUGACUUUGAAGGAAAGCAGAAAUGGGAAGCUUGGAAAGCGUUGGGUGAUACAAGCUCUGAGCAGGCAAUGCGAGAUUAUGUUGCUACUGUGAAGAAAUUGGACCCCACUUGGAAUCCACAGAUAGCAGAAAAGAAAGGAAAGGAAGGAAAAGCUGGGUUUGGAGGCCCAGUUGUCAGCUCACUGUAUCAAGAAGAAACCAUCAGGGAGGAAGAUAAGAACAUAUUUGACUACUGCAGAGAAAACAACAUUGACCAUGUAACCAAAGCCAUCCGAUCAAAAAAAGUGGAUGUGAAUAUGAAAGAUGAGAAGGGCAGAGCUCUGCUGCACUGGGCAUGUGACAGAGGACAUAAGGAACUAGCCUCAGUACUGCUGCAACACACAGCGGAUGUUAACAGCCAGGAUGAUGAAGGCCAAACAGCAUUGCAUUAUGCCUCUACCUGCGAAUUUUCUGACAUUGUGGAACUACUGCUGAAAUCUGGAGCUGACCCUACUCUUCGGGAUACAGAGGGUUACUUGCCAGAGGAGGUGACGGACUGUAGAGUAAUCACCUCCAUGCUGCAGGAGCACACAGCUGGCAAAGGAUAACCAAAAGGCCAAGGAAGGUGCAGAUAGCCCCAAACCAGGGCUCUCAGCAUGACCAAAAACAGCAAUACACUCAUCCUUCUCCCACAUAAUUGGUAUGCAUGAUAUAUGGAGAAUGGGACCUGUUGGGUGAAGGGGCUUACUCUGGAUAUAUAUUUCUAGGCGGAGAAAAUAAAAUAUUCGAAUGUGGACAGUGCAGCACAGACCUGCAUAUCUUGUGACCCACCAGGUGAAAAAUAGCCCCAGCCUUAGGUUGUGACUGACAUCCCCUCUGUUUUUGCAGCACCAAGAUGAACCAAAAUAGAUUUAUUGAGCUUCUGGUAUCCCAUCAAACAUGGCUGGUGAGAUGUGUUCAGUUUGGUGGAUCACAUGUUGUGUAGUCCUAAUACAGCAUGAGGCUCAUUUUGCAUGCAGUACGGUUUUAUCAGGACUAGAGGCUGAGGAAAGGAAUAUAGGCUGCAAUCCUGUGUGCCUAUUCAAGAGUAAGCCCUGUGGAACUCUAGACUUGCUUAAGAUUGGGUUGUAAGGCUAGAUUAUCUUUUGCAAGGUAGAAGUUACUGGUAAGAAAGGAAAAUGUACCUGGUGGGCAGCGGGAGGGGACAGGUGAGCCAGUUCACAAAGCUUGCUCUAGCAAAAUCCACGUAUUAGUAAAAGAGAGUAUUGUCACUAUCAUUACUACUUUGAAUUUGGCAAUGGAAGCACUGGAGUUCUCCAAGAUGCAAGAAUAGAUGGCUUUUCUACUAGCUCCUGAAGAUCAAAAUGGCAAAACAGGGAGGCUGAACUGUUGCUGUGUUAAUCAAUCAACUAUGAGAACUGAUGUCCUUUCUGUGUGUCCCUCUGUCUCUGUUGUAAAAUACUGUCUUGCACGAUAAAAUACGUCAAAGAAUUGUU
Elgaria multicarinata webbii is the source of this 1800-nucleotide messenger RNA. It is a transcript of the gene ACBD6, whose product is annotated as acyl-CoA binding domain containing 6. Lineage: Eukaryota; Metazoa; Chordata; Lepidosauria; Squamata; Anguidae. Gene Ontology annotation, molecular function: protein binding; fatty-acyl-CoA binding. The transcript is spliced from 8 exons. The coding region runs from base 16 to 912 and encodes 298 amino acids. The record is from RefSeq and is a predicted model, not a curated record.